Messenger RNA from Bursaphelenchus xylophilus (pine wood nematode), 14144 nucleotides. The record is from the annotation of a GenBank genome assembly. Lineage: Eukaryota; Metazoa; Nematoda; Chromadorea; Rhabditida; Aphelenchoididae.
AUGAGUAAAGUAUCUGAUGAACGGCCAGUCGACAUUCCGCGGCCGAUUGAACAAUCGGAUAUUUUGGAACCAAAAGAAAUCGAGGAGGAACAUGUGGAAGAGGAAAAGAAAAAGCCGGCGGGAGCCAAGUUGAGUACACUGUACAGCUUUGCGGAUAAAUGGGAUUUGUAAGUCGGCGUUGUUUCAGAGAGCAAAAAAAUAUUUCAUUGUACGAAAUUAUGUAUUGUUUUAGGAUCUUGUCGAUUAUCGGACUGUUAAUGGCCCUAGUUCAAGCAGCCCUUCCCCCAUUCGUGUGGCUUAUCAUGGGAGAUUUUGUCACCUUUGCGAUUGAAAGAGAGGUAAGAGCCUUGCGGAUUAUCUAACAGGGGAAGUACACCGGGUAAAAAUCUAAUUUUUUCUAACAAUAAGACACAUGCAGGAUUCUUAGCUAGCGUUUUGCCGAAACGGCCGGGGUUUUUUAGUCAAAAGCUGGGAAAACUGGCCACAUCUCGGCUCUUCUCUGAAAAGCUCCAGCAAAAUGUUCAGGAAUUGAUACGUAGCCCAAAUCGUAUGCAAAACUUAAAGAAAGUCUUAGCGUCGUGGGGAAAUGUAUUGCUUUCUUUGCAAUUUUCGCAGCGAUGGGCCAAAACCGCACUGUCCAAAUUAUCAGAAUUUUUUCUUGGGACAUUUCCCUUUUUAGUAGCUCUGCCAAACAUGUACAGCGCAAACAACCAACUCAUAAGCUUAUCUCACAUGAAAAGGGUACCAUUUUCCAUUUCAGCAAGAAAGUAGUAGGGCUAGAAAUCGAAAUGGAACUCUUCUGCUUCUUUUCAUCUAUAUAGUUUCUACAUAUAAUAACACUAUAGCAGCCCAAAUACUCCAUAAUUUUUUUCAAGAUAAUAAAAAAAGCCUUACAAACUAGAAAAUUCCCGUCGUGUGCACUGAACAAAUAUGUUCCAUACGAAACAAAAAAGUCUCUUCGAGGAAGCCAAAAGGCCAAUCUUUUUUCUCUUUUUAUAAUCUCUGGGACAGGGAGCAAAAAGAUUAGAAGUUUUAUCAACCGACAAACAUUUGAUAAGCCUGGUCAAACAGCAUAUAUCUUGUGCUAGAAUUGGAAGAAAAUUGAUGUAUCAAAAAUAUUAGUAAACUUUGUCAUAAAAAAUCAAAUCGUGUUAUGGUAAUAAAUUGUAAUAAAGCGAAAUCUCCAAAAUGAGUCUUUACUCAUCAAGUUUUAGGCGUUGAUGAAAUUUGCCGCAAGCUAGUGAAUGCUCCAACUGGGACGCUCAGAUUUUGUUGAGACCUGGCACAAACUUAGAUAAACAUUUCUCUUUUUAUUAUAGCACAAAACUGAAAAGACAUGGCCAAAAAUUAUUUGUUUCUCUGACCGCUCUCCGCUUUUUACGUACUAUCCCAGCCAUAAAGAUCAUUGAAUUUCUUGAAAUGGCGCCAUUUUUAUAAAAACUUAAAGGCUGAAAGUUGGCAUAGCUUUGACAUUUUUGCGAGGUUUUGACAACUAAAUUUGACUUCUGUCGUAGAGCAACUUUUUCACAAAAAAAAACUGUUUUUUUCUAUACUAAAUUGGCAAAGAUAUAGGCAAAAAACUUUUUCUUUCUCUCUGACCGCUCUCCACAUUACGCGUACUCUCCCGCCACCAAAGAUCGUCGAAUAUCUCGGCUGUUUCUGCAAAGCGCGAGCUAAAAUUUCUCGGAAUUAAUGAUUGACAGACAAGGAACAUCUACGCAAAAUUUGAACAAAAAUUCAGACAAAAAAAAUUUUUUUUUUGCAAUUUUCUGUAAAGCCUCUCAAAUCACCUAACUCUUUCAGGAAGUAAAAUUCGACUACAACCGCAUGCUCCAACUGCAACAAGACGAGGAUUCCGAGCCCUUCACCCCGCUGAAUCAGACCGAAAUGGACGUGGAUUACCAGAUCCGCCAACUGGAGGUGGAUCAAAAGUUUACGAACGCCGCAAUGCCCGUCUUCGUCGCGAUGCUCUCGCUCUCCGUCGCCACAUUCAUUGCGGCAUUCAUACAGGUGCGGCGAUGGUUUCGUUGAAAUCUGAUUUCGGUUUGAUUCGUUUUGAUUAAUGAGAGGGCCGAAGGAGGAGGAGGAGGGCGGCGUGGUUGAUCGUUGAAGAUUAAAGUUCACGUUGUAAUGGCAGUCUGUCGGGGAAAUAAUGUGGAUUUUUCGCAGAAAAAUAGGCACCAAAUACCCAGCGGCUAGCCGUUGCGAACCGAUGAUUGGGCGAUUCCGAGGUGCAACGAAUCCACAUUAUUUUCCCGACGGACUGAUUUUACAGCGUAAGCGAUACGCUAAGCUAGAGUUUUUGAAGUGAUAUGUUAAAUGUGGAAUUUUUUUGUCAAAAAAUAUGGGCAAUUUUUUGUAAGACGUGGCCAAAUCAAAAACCUUUGGUCAAACUUUUUUCUUUUGGCCACGUUUUUCUUGCUUGGCCAUAAUUGUUUCGAUAUGUCAAAGUAUGCCCACGUUUUGUAAUAUUAGUAUUUACUUUGAACAUUUUCAACAAGUCUUAUUGUUAGCCACAGGCGUCGCUCUGCUGCAUUUUUAUGGGAGGUCGCAAUCAAUCGAAUUUGAUUUUUUGACCAGUUCAGAAAAUUGAGAGUAUGUACAGUGGACCUGAUCGAGUGGCAAAAAACGUACCAUUUUGCAUCGGGGAAGUAUCAAAAAAUGGUGCAAAAUACCUCCCUCUUUAAGUGAAAAAACUACAAUUCCAAAAGAUGUUUCUGUGAGGGAAAGGGCGCGAACUUCCAAACAGAGUUUUAAGUUGGAGAGGCAGGCAUUUUGCUACUUUUUUUGAUACCACAUUUUUGGCCACUGGACCAGGACCGUCACUGUAUUUCUCAACGAGAGGAGUUAAAGGAUUCGUGGACCAAAUUCCGAAAAAAACAAAGAAAGCGGCCUAACUUUUUAUUUUUUUUCAUCGGCAAUGACACAGGAAUUUUUAAAUUCCUUACUAAUACUUAUUGCCAUUACAAUUUCAGCGUCUUUCAUGGGAGAUCUCUGGGAUUCGUCAAGUUUUCCGUGCCAGAAGAACCUAUAUUAGCAAGUUGUUGCACAUGGACAUUGCUUGGUUGGAAUCUCGGCAUAGCGGUCAAGUCGCUUCUACACUUCAUGAGUAGGAGAUAUUUUAACAUUUUUUAUGCAAUUUUUUAAAAUAUGAAAAAGUCAGCAUUGCAAACUGUGCCUGCAAGUUUAUUAUCAGCCUGUCGGGAAAAUAAUGCGCACAAUGGCGUUUCAAAAUUUUGAUUUUGCAGCGAUACAAUUCAUUUUCUCGGCGGCGAUGCGAUUUUCGAUGCGGCAAAGUGCUUAUUAUUUUUCCUACAAAAUGAUAUUCUGAAAUUUCAGCCACUCCGAGUCGAUUUAUCAAGGGAUCGCAGACCACGUGCCUAUGACAAUCUUCAUUUUUGUCUAUCUCGUUGUCACGUUGUCCGUUUGCUUCUAUAUUCAAUGGGAUGUGACGUUGGUGAUGUUGCUGGCGUUGCCAGUGCUGAUCGGAACUCGGCUCAUUUUCAGCAAAGUAAGUCAUCAUUUUUUAAGCUGUAUUGGUUGACAACGAAGCCAUUGUAAAUAAUCCAAUAUUUUCAGUGGUUCUGCAAAACAAUGGACGAAGAGUUCAGCUUGCAGACGAAGAUGACAAAUCUGGUCAGUGAGACGUUUCUGUGCAUUCAAACCGUGAUCUCAUUCGCGUCGCAACGGCAGACAAUUAAUAAGUAAGUAUUGACGUAUAUUUAUCAUUCUUAAAUCUUCAAUCACUUCCAGAUACGAACGCCUCGCCAACGAGCAUAAUCGAAUGACCGAAGAGCGGUUGCGAGCGUCCUCAGUCUACGACGCAUUGGCGCAGGUCAUGUUUACGGAGCUCAUUUUCACGGCCGCCUUGUGCUAUGGGAUGUAUCGAGUGGGCGGAGAGAACUCCGGCCGACUCGCCGCAUUGGCCAUAAAUAUGCUGUAUGUGUGCGUGACGUCCAUUAGCAUUGGCUUCCAUUUGAACGGGGUCUCAUCGUCCAAGCAGAACGCACAAGAGGUAAAAAAGAUUCUGGAAGAGUCGCCGCAAAUUGAAACGGAUCAUAACGAAAGAAAGGUGGGGGAUUAUAACUAUAUAUACAGUUCACCCCUUAGCUUGUGGUACAGUGAGGGACCUGAUCUAGCGUCAAAAAAGUGCCAUUUUGCAUCCGGGAAGCAUCAAAAAAUGUUUCAAAAUGCCUCCCUCUUCAAGUGAAAAAAAUUCGUUUCGAAGGGCGCGCCCUUUCCCUCACGAAAGAGAGCGGGCGGGCAUUUGAAAUCGGAGUUUUUUCACUUGGAGAGGGAGGUAUUUGGCUACAUUUUUUGAUACAAGUAUAAACUCGUUAUUUUUUCAGCUGAAACAGCUCCUAUCGUGUCCAAAGUUCAGCAUUAUCCAAGAAAGUGCUUCGAUUUCUUUCAGAAAUGUCAGAUUCAGCUAUCCAUCAAGGCCUGACGUGGAGGUAGGAUUAAUGCUAAGCACUAUAUACCGUAUUUUACCAGGUGAUAAAAGGGAUUUCGUUGGACAUCAGGCCCGGCGAGCACUUGGCCAUCGUCGGCUCGAGUGGCUCGGGAAAAUCGACGCUAACUGCGCUGAUUCUGCGGUUUUACGAUUGUCAGGGUGGAGAGGUAAGUUAAGAGCAAGUAAAUACAUAUAUAUUAACUUUGAAUAUAAUUAAAAAUAUUUUUUUUGGAAAAAAUCAAAUUUUUUUUCUUUUUCCAAUUUUUAGAUCCUCUUCGACGGAACGAAUGUCCGCGAAGUCUGUCCCGACCUUCUUCGCGCCCGAAUUGGCCUUGUCAGUCAAGAACCGGCUUUGUUUGAUGGCACCAUCGCCGAUAACAUUCGAUACGGCCAUUUGAAUGCAAGCCAAGGGGAUGUGAACGAUGCCGCCAGAAGAGCGGAGGCCUGGCAUUUCAUCAACGCAUUGCCGGAUGGAAUGAAAACGAGGGUUGGGGAUCGGUGAGAUUUUUUUUCGAAUUUUCCUUCAAUCACCGAAAAAAUUGAGAUUUUCAAAAUUCCCAUGAAAAAAGAGGUUGUCAUUUUUGAAAAAAAAUCUUAACUUGGCAAAAAAGGAUGGUGACAAAUUUGUUUUGGGAUAAAAAAAUGUUUAAUUUUUUGGUAGAAAGAGGCAAAAUUUUAUGUUUUUUUCGGCUUUUAGGCCGCGAGAAGUGCGAAACGUGAAUAACAAAGCUCUAGAAAGUUGUCAAAAUUUCAAAUACAAACUUUAUGGAACAAAAAAUUUCAAAAAAAUCAAAGAAAAAUAUUUACGAUUUGCGAGCUGAAUAUUGCGCACUUAAUUCGAAGUAAAGCGUGUAGUUUUUAACAAAAAAUCAAUUUUUUCCUUCCAAAAAUUCGAUAAAAAAAUGGCCAGAAAACUUUUUCUCUGAUCACCUUCCGCAUUUCGCAUGCUCUCUAGUCCAAAAAAAUCAUCAAUAUCUUCACCAAUUUUUGAAAAGUAUCAGGUAAAUUUCUUGGGGAAAUUAGCUGUGGAAAUUUGUGAAAAAAAAUCGAGGUUGACCCUCAAAUUAUUUCAAAACUUAUUUUUCAAAACGCAUAUUAUUCGUUUCCCCCUUCCCAUGCCCUUUCCAAUUAUUUCCCCCCGUUCGCAAACCGUUUCAAAUCCUUUUUCGGUCAUCCGCUCGAAUGUGAUCAGGUGGCCGAGUGGUUAAGGCGAUGGACUGCUAAUCCAUUGGGGUUUCCCCGCGUGAGUUCGAAUCUCAUCCUGAUCGAAUCUUUUUUGAUCGAUUUCUUUGAAUAGUUUGGGUAAAAUACGGAGGACGACAAUUUACAAAAAAAUAUUUUUUUGCGAUUUUAAAUUAAAAACUCGCUUUUAUUGCGUUUAAAAUUAUUUUUCAUCCUUUUCAGAGGUCAUCAACUGUCCGGUGGGCAAAAACAACGAGUUGCCAUUGCCAGAGCUGUCAUUCGAAAUCCGUCGCUUAUAAUUUUCGAUGAAGCCACGUCAGCGCUGGAUACAAAACACGAAGGAGAAGUUCAGAUGGCAAUUGACGCCGCUAGCAAGGGAAUCACGACGAUUACGAUUGCUCAUCGGUAAGAAAACUAAAAAAUUCGAAUAAGGUACACUAAACUUGACUCUGGACUCUCUGGACUCACUGAUUCUGUUCAAAUUUUGCAUACAUACUCGAAAUAGGCGACAAAUGAAUCAGUGAAAAUUUUCUCCCGCAAAUCGCAAGUAGAACUGAGAUAUUCAAGGGUCUUUGCGAGAGAGUGCGAAAAAUGAGGAGUCGGCAGACAAAGCAUUUUUGGGGGAGUAUCUCGGCUGCGCUUGCAAAAAAGUGUUAGAAAAUUUCAGGAAUUUCUAAGUGGCCUAUUAAAAAGACGUGUGCAAAAUUUCAAAAAAAUCGACCGGUCGAUUUUUGAAAAAUUGAACUUUUAAAUUUUAGCAAAAAAUUUGCCUAAACACUUUAUUUUUACAUUUUCAUUAUGCAAAUAUCCCUCAAAAAUCAAAAAUUUUAACCCCGCCCCCAAUUACCUUCUAAAAAUCCCACUUUCAGCCUAAGCACCGUCCGCAACGCGGAUCGCGUCAUCGUCCUCGACAACGGCCAAAUCGUUGAAGAGGGCACUCCCGAGCAACUCCUGGCCACUCAGUCCAGCCGCUUCUUCAAAAUGUACGCGGACCAGCGGUUUGAGACGCUGCAAACUCGCGAAUCCUCGCCUCCGCUGUCAACGUCAUCGUCAGCCAGAUCGUUGAGCACCAAGCCGUUGUUGACGGGGAAACUCUCGAUGGGAUCCUUCGAAAUGCACAAAGUUUUUGUAAGGCUUUGAGAGUUUUGAAUGCUUAUUAACUGCUUCUUUACUAACAGCUUUAUUUUUGUGGUUGAUUUUUCAGGAGACGACUUAUUGGUUCGUAAGUUUUUGAAGAUUCAAUUGACAAAGAUGGAGAAACGAUUCCUCGGCUCUACUGUAAAGAAAAAUCUAUGGUUUUUUGCUUGAACUAACAAUUUCUCGCUAAUUUUCUGUUGCUAACAAGGGAAGUGUUGAUCUGCGACGCACAAGCUUUCUUUAACUUUUGCAUGUACAGUUUGGGCAUGGCACGUCAAAAUAGACCCUUCGCUAUCGGUUUUUUACACUUCGUCUUGAUUUCGCAGAGAAAGAGAGAAAAAAGACACGCAAAAGCGCACUCUCUCGCCCCAAAAAUUCCCCAUUUCUUCCCCGACAAAACGUUUUUUCGCGUCUUUUUUUGGCAAAUAGCCAAUCCAUUCACCGGACUGUUUUAGCUUAUCUCAGUUUGACGUGCAUGGUCUUUAAUCAACACAUGUCACAAGUGUUGGUAAAAAUGCGGCGCUUUUUUGCAAAUUUUGCCAUGAAAAUACUCAUGCCUAUUUCUACCGUAGAGGGGAAUGUUUAUACAAAAAAUCAAUGUCCGCACAAAACUAAUUAUGGCCAAAAAAUAGUUUUUCUCUGACCGCUCCCCGCAUUUUUUCUACUCUCUCGGCCGCAAAGGCCGUUCAAUUUCUCGGCUACGCCUAAACUUUUCGUCGCGACUUACAGUGCAUUUCUGUCGUGCAGUACCACCCGUUUUUUACUUUUUGCAAUCUGACUAACAACAAGUUUUUACGCCUCUAACUUUUUUUGGAUACACUAACAAAAACGCGCCUACUAACCUUUUUCUCCCCCAAAACUCUCCUCAUUUCCCAAUUUGCAAGUGCUUUAGGACCCGGAAAAGCGUCGACACUGGCGUCGCUCCUCAUUAGGAGCCAAGCGAUUGGGCAAAUCCUAUUCCAUGUGUGGCGCUGACCGCGCGAAACUGGCUAUGCCGGUGAUAUCGCGGAAACGGACUAUUUUGAACAAGUCUUUCCGCCAGCCGAAUGUGAUGGAGGUUGUGCACGAAAAGUCGUUUGAAGAGGAAACAAUGAGCUAUACUGUAGGGAGUUUUAGAGGGUUUUUGGGGGGUUUAAAAAUUAUUUUUGGGAAUGGAAAAAAGUUGAAAUUUUUUCGGAAAAUUUUUUAUUAAAACUCAAAAAUAAAUGACUUUUGAAAUUUCUAUUAUAAAAACCGUAUUUUACCUUCAAAACGGAAAAUUACAAAAAACGUAUUUUACCUGAAAAAAGAGUUUUGAAAUUUCUAAAUUAUAAAAAACGUAUUUUACCUUCAAAACGGAUUUUUUUUGUCUUCCAAGCCAAAAAAAAAUUAAAAAAUUUUUUUAAUUAUUUUCCGUCAGUUCAAGGAAGAAUCUCAAUUCUCAAAAAAAUAUAAAACAAAUAAAAAAAAUUCAAAAUGUCAAUUUUUUUAAAAAAAGCCAAGAAAAAGUUGUUUUUGAAACUUCUAGAUGGAUUCAGCUGACCGUAUUUUACCUUCAAAACGGAUUUUUUUUUGGUUUUUCAAGCCAAAAAAUAAAAAAAAAUAAAAAAAAAAAUUUAUUUUUCGAUGUUCAAGGGAGAAUCCGAAUUCACAAAAAAAUUUCAAAAAACGUCUGUUUUUUAAUAAAAAUCAAAAAUAAAUAAUUUUUUAAAUUUCAAUCUGAAAUUGCGAAAGCCGUAUUUUACCUUCAAAACGGAUUUUUCUGAUGUUUUCGAAGCAAAAAAUAAAAAAAAAUAAUUUUCCAUAGUUCUAGCAAAAAAAAAAGAAUUCAAAAAAUUAAACUUAUUCUAGCUUCCGGGCCGUUCCACCAGUUUCAAAGCAGUCUGGCAUCUCAUCAAGGAGUACAAAGAAGGCUACACCUACAUUAUUUUCGCUCUUCCGACCACAAUUCUCCGCGGACUCUUCUUUUUGCUCGUGUGUUUCGAGGUCUCUUCGGUUCUGGAGAUCUCAAUGGCCCCUCCGGAAGACGUGCCGCGACGAAUUUUCAUUGUGGCCGCGGUUUAUACGGCGUUGAUCAUUGUGAAGACGAUCUUCGAAGCUGUCGGGGUGAGUUGAAAUUUUGGGGAAAAUCCGAUUUUUUCUUGGAAUUUGUAGCUUUUAGACAUUAAAAAAUGAUCAGAAAAAAUUUCAAUACAAAAAAAAGAAAAAAAAGCAAAAAUUCUCAAAAAAAAAAUCGGUCAAAAAAUCGGUAAGUCACCUAAUUUUCAUUCUAAAAAAAAGAAAAAAUGAUUACCACUCUGUCGGGAAAAUAAUGAACAAAAGUCGCUGCGCCAAUCGCAUCGCUGAAGUGAAAAGAAAUUUGACUUUGCCGCGGUACAAUUCAUUUUCUCUGCGGCAAUGCGAUUUUCAAUGCGACAUAGUGCUCAUUAUUUUCCCGACAGACUGUUAGAAUGGCAAUUUUUCGACCAAAAAAUCUCGAUUGAUUCUGUAUUUUGAAGCAAAAAUCUUGUUUGUGCAGUAAGACCAUCAUAGAACAAAGCCUUUUUUGCAGUGAUUCGUUUCAUAAGUUAAAAUAUUCGGUUAACUUUCGUCUUUCAGCCUCCGUAUAGCAAAUCCCUUUAGUAACGAAAAAAAUUUUAUAGCCCUUAUAUAUUUAUACGUGUUUAUGGGUAUUUAAUAAAAUCCUAGCCGCAAUUCACUACGGGUUGCAUAAAAAUUCGUGUUUAACAUCUUGAGUACCCCAAAAGAUCUAUAGACAUCUUGAGUACCCCUAUAUAUGUAUAGCUAUGCAUUCAAGAGUCCCAAAAUUCACCUUUUCAUUUUUCAGCGUUUAUUUGUCGCCUUAUACGGACAUGGUUUCUGCACGUAUCUUCGAUCUCAAAUGUUCAGAAAACUCCUCCGACACGGAGCCGCCUAUUUCGACGAGGAGAAUCACACUCCCGGAAGGUUGGUUCACAAAAUGAUCACGGAUACCGCCAGUCUGAAUAGAGUGAGUUGUAAAAUAUGGGAUCCAGAAACAUAUCGCUUAAUCAACUUUCAGAUCAUGGGUGAAAAGCUGGAUCUCUUAUUACCCGCCAUAAUUUGCUCGACGGUCUCAGUUACGCUGGCAUUACUGAUAAACAUGAAGCUGGCUUUGUUGUGCGGCUUCCAAUUCCCGGCUUUCGUGUUCUUCAGGCUGGUUGAGCUGAGAGAGACUUCGAAGAGGCAGCGGAAAAUGGCGGAGGAGGAGAAAAAGAUCGCUAAUGUAAGUCAACUUUUUCACCUCUACUUGCAAAGAAAUACGAAUCUCUGAGCAAAAAAGUCUAUAGAAAGGAUCGUACUUUCCCUUGAACUCAAAACGGUCGAUUACUCCAACAAUAUUCGUUUUCAGUUGGCAACCAUUGUGCUUUCAAACAUGGGGACCAUCAAAGCCUAUGGACUACAAGAUCACUUUGAUACGAUCUUCAGGAACGCGCUGAAGCCGAUGCAAAGGUGAGUGGGAUGAGUUGUUAAAAGCAAUAUACAGUGACCUGAUCCAGUGGCAAAAAAAGUGUCAUUUUGUAUCCAAUGGAAGGAACCAAAAUGCUGCAAAAUACCUCCCUUCUCUAACAGGGGAAGUACUCCAAGUACGACUCUCAGAUUCUGAUGAAACUUGGCACAAAUUUAGAAUAUUUUUUUCUAAGAUAUAUGGGAGAAUCCUUGCUCGCGCUUUGCAGAAACAACCGAGAUUUUUAGAACGAAAGUCGGUGAAAAUUUAGAACUUUUUGCCGAAUUUCGGCACGAAAAGUUUCAUGCAUAUUUCUAUUGCGGUAUACCGUAAAAGAUAAUGUUUCUACAAAGAAUCAUUUUUUUCCGCACGACACUGCCAAAGUUAUGGCCAAAAAGCGGUUUUCUCUCUGACCUCUCUCCACGUUUAGCGUGCUCUCUCGGCGGCAAAAAUCGUUCAAUAUCUCGGCGGCGCACGUCAAACUGAGAUAAGCUAAAACAGUUUGGUGAAGGGAUUGGCAAUUUGCCAAAAAAAGAAGCAAAAAAACGUUUUGUCGGGGGAGAAAUGGGGAAUUUUUGGGGCGAGAGAGUACGUUUUUUCGUGUCUUUUUUCUCUCUUUCUCUGCGAAAUCAAGACGAAGUGUAAAAAACCGAUAGCGAAGAGUCUAUUCCGGGCACCGGACUCCUCAGUUUGACGUGCGGCGCCCGCAAAGCGCGAGCUAAAACUUUCAGUAAUUAAUAUUUAGUUCAUACCUGACGUGUGUGCAAAAUUUAAAGAAAAUCUGAGCGUCGCACUUGGAGUACUUCCCUUGUAAGCUAAAAAAACUCCGUUUUGAAGAGAGAGGUAUCAAUUAGGGAAGGGAGGUAUUUUGCGACAGUUUGGUUCCUUCCUGCAUGCAAAAUGGGACGUUUUUUGCCACCGGAUCAGGUCCCCUACUGUACAUAUAAGGCAGCCUCUCUAACAUCUAUAACGCAACCUUUCUACAGCAAAUUUGUCCAUAAUAACCCAUAUUUUUUCAGCGCCAUGUCCCGUCAAGCCUGUAUCUCAGCCUUCGUUUUUGCCUGCCAAUUUUCUUUCACUUACAUUCUCAUAGCCAUAACACUGUACUUCGGCAAGGAUAUGAUGAUUCACAAUGAAAUCGACCCUUUCGACUAUCUACGGUAGGUUGUAAAAUACGGCGGAUAUAAUUUUUUUUAACGUUUAGAGUGGUGCUGCUAACCCAGUUCGGUGCAAACUUUAUCAGUCAGUUGAUCGCUUCCGUGACGGACUUCAGCAAGGCGAGAGUGGCCGCUGAAAACAUUCUUGGCGUGAUUACGGAGCCGGCAAGCGAUAUGGACAAUUUGAGCGACGAGGGACUCAGACCGGUGAGUUGUUUUAUUGGUAUACAGAGUGUUAUCAAGAAAUUUUGAAAAAACGUUUUGCAAAUAUCUUUGUGCUCUUUGCAGUUAUUAUAGAAGUUUAAGCUGCAUUUGAAAUUCGAAGUCAUGCGUUUUUAGAAUAUGCAAAACAUUUUUUUCUGGCCUCGGCGUAGAGACCAUUUUUUGGCGGAGACAUUUGAUGCCUUUUUUGAAAAUUACACUUUGUUGCAAAGCCCACAAUUGUGUACUACAGAUGAAGUUUUGUUUGUCCCAUCUGCUGGGAUGUAACCUACAGUGAAGAACCCGAUCCAGUGGGAAAAAGCGUAACAUUUUUCAUCGGGGAAGCAUCAAAAAUGUGGCAAAAUGCUUCCCUCCAUGACUAAAAAAACUCCGUUUUGAAGGGCGCGCCGUUUCCCUCACAAAAAAGGGCGCGCGCUUUUGAAAUUGGGGUAUUUUCAUUUGGAGCUACAUUUUUGAUACUUCCCGGAUGCAAAAUGGUUCAUUUUUUGUCACUGGAUCAGGUCCCCCACUGUAUUAGUCUCGGUGGCUUCGGGCAUGCUUCACACAAUGGCGAAGGCUCGAUGGAGACUUUUUUAGGGCCGUUUUGGAAGCUUGGCUUUUUAAAAUUUUUUCUUUUGUCAAUUGUGAAACUUCGUUUAGACAAAACUCAAAUGAGGACGGAAGACAUUUUUCUUUUAUUCUGGGUUGCCGUGCACAGCGCACGUCAAACUGAGGAGUCCGGUGACCGGAAUAGACUCUUCGCUAUCGGUUUUUUACACUUCGUCUUGAUUUCACAGAGAAGUCAGAGAAAAAGACGCGCAAAAACGUACUCUCUCGCCCCAAAAAGUCCCCAUUUCUCCCCCGACAAAAACAUUUCUUGCGUCUUUUUUGGGGAAUUGCCAAUCCAUUUUUAGCCUACUUCAGUUCGACGUGCAGCGCCUCCUUACCCCAUAAAUCCUUAUACUCCAAUUUUCAGAAAGUAGUUGGCCGCAUCUCCCUGCACAACGUUGAAUUCCGCUACCCAAGUCGGCCGAUCAUCCCCGUCCUCAAGGACGUCACAAUGAAUGUCGGGCCGGGCAUGAACGUGGCUAUUGUUGGGCCAUCGGGCUCUGGGAAGAGCUCCAUAAUUUCUUUAUUGCAAAGAAUGUACACUCCACAGAAGGGUCAAGUUGUAAGUGAAAUUUUAUAUGCUAGAAGGUGUACAACUUCAACUCAUUUCAGAUGCUGGACAAAUACAACGUCAAAACGAUAAAUCCGGCGUAUCUUCGGCGAGUUAUUGUCUGCGUGGGCCAAGAGCCAACACUAUUUUCUUUUUCCAUCAAAGAAAAUAUCACCUACGGCCUCGAUGAAGACGAAUAUACCAUGGUGAAUGUAAUUGAAGCCGCAAAGAUCGCGAAUAUUCACGAUUUUAUCGUCUCAUUGCCCAAGGGCUACGACACAGAGGUCGGGGAGUAUGGCGCCCAACUUAGUGGCGGGCAAAAGCAACGGAUUGCCAUAGCCCGAGCGAUGAUUCGAAAGCCGGUAGUGCUGCUGUUGGAUGAGGCGACCGCAGCGUUGGAUGCGACCUCGGAGAAGGCGGUUCAGCAGGCCGUGGAGAAGGCGAGCGAAAGCUGCACUUGCAUUCAUGGUAAACAACACGAAAAGUCUUUGUAUCCCCUCAAUAGACAUGGCUAAUGUAAGGAAGCCAGGGCCGGUCUUUUGGCAUUUCCGUGCAAACCCCCCGUCAAAAGCGGCACGGGCCAGACCUUUUCAAAAUUUUCAAAGCCCGGCUCGGCCCGCGGGUAGCUAUGGUCAGGUCCUGUGGAUUUUCAAGCCAGGCGCGGCCCCUGGGGAGUUAUGGCCCGGAGAAAUUUUUAGGUCCGGUCCAGCGCGUGAAGAGCUAUGGCCCGGUCUUGAAGAUCUUUAGGUUAGGCCCGGCUCCUAAAAGGAUCUUCAGGCCAGGCCGGCAAGUGGGGAGUUAUGGCCCGGCCCUAAGGAUUACCCCACAGGGAGCCCAGCCCGCGGGGAACAAUAAUGUCCCGGUCCUAAGGAUCGUGUUUCGGGAUUUUUGAAGUCCGGCAUGACCCGUUGAGAGCUAUGGUAUGGCUUUGAGGGUCUUCGCACGGUUCGGCCCGUGAAGAGCUAUGGCCCGGCCCUGAAGAUUUUCAGGUAUGGCCCGGUCCCUAAAAAAUUGCUUUGAAUAAUUUUGAAUUUCAAUUUUCCCGCCACUUUGGCAAUAUUUUGGUACUGUCUUUUUUGGCUCGUCUUUAGGUAGCUUUAUCGUUUCCAACAACAUUUCGAACAGCAUACAAUGUUUUUGAACAUCUUGUUGCAUAAUGCCAAGAACCCAAAAUUGGCACUCCAAUUUUUCGUUUCAAUACAAAAAAAUUUGCACGGCCAGUGCUAUGUCUGUCCCUCACUAUAAUUAAAUUGCAAUACCCUCUUUUCAGUUGCCCAUCAUCUAGCCUCGAUUCGAACGGUCGACAAGAUCUUUGUGGUUGUUGAUGGCCGAAUUACCGAACAGGGAACUCAUCAAGAGCUGAUGGCCGAAGAGGGCCUGUAUUACGAAAUGAAUCAGUUAGAAAAGUGA